Molecule: messenger RNA, 2299 nt
Organism: Myzus persicae (green peach aphid)
Lineage: Eukaryota; Metazoa; Arthropoda; Insecta; Hemiptera; Aphididae
Gene: Mvb12
Product: multivesicular body subunit 12B
Exons: 8
Coding region: 157-1020 (287 amino acids)
Biological process (GO): regulation of epidermal growth factor receptor signaling pathway; endosome to lysosome transport via multivesicular body sorting pathway; virus maturation
Cellular component (GO): ESCRT I complex; cytosol
Source: RefSeq, a predicted model, not a curated record
ACCAUUAUAUUUUAUUUUAUUCUCUUCUAUUCUUUAUUUCUUUAUGAUGCACUUAAGAAUUUACAUACAAUAAUUGUAUUUAUUGUGCUCUGACUUCAGAGUUUGAUAGCUGGAAUUGUAUAGAUCUUAAUGUGAUUUUUAUUGUAAAUACGUAAAAUGAUUAAACAAGUAUUUAAAUCAUUUCCGGACAAUAAACCAAUAUCAGGAUUAUGUAUAGUAGAAGAUAUUACCAAAUGCCCAACAGGAUAUAAUCCCAUAUCAAAAACACAUGACCAAGAUUCAGAUGCUGAUUUACAUAUGCAGUCAUGGAAAGAGUCUGUGUUUAUUGGCAGAAAAAUUACAAGAUAUCUAUGCUUAUCUAAAACAGAAGGGAUUUCAGAUUACAUUGUAGUAAAUAUAAAUAUAAUAAAUGAAAAAGAAUGUCCUCCUGAUGGCUACUGUUUAAUUCCCAGAACUAUUGACAGUGAUCAAAAAGCCUGGCGAAAACGUCAAUUAUGUUACAAAUUAAUUAGAAAAAGUCAAGCUUCAUUUGCAAUUACUGAUAUUAUACUAUUAAGUCGAUCAAAAAAAGCACCAGAUGGUUUUAUUUUAGUUGGGGAUUUAAAUGGCUUAACACUUUGUUAUAAAACUAGCCCUCAAUCUCCAGAUGUGCCAUUGCCAUCAUUGACUUAUGGAUUAACACCAACACUGUCAACAGAAAAUGUUCCAAACAGCAAUGGAUCCUUAAGUUCACUCCCCAGCUUAGAAUCUAGUGCUAAUGUAUUAUCCCAUGAUUAUGAUCGACUAAUGUCAUUAAAACCUACACGGCCAGCACCAAAAUUACCUCCAACGUAUUCAUCGUCUAACUAUUCUACAUUAAACUCUUAUCAAGGGUUAGAAGGUAUUCCAUUUAUAUUGAAUCAAAAUAUUUCUGUGGAAAAUAAGUCUAUUUUUAAGGAUAUACCAGAAAUUAAAAUAAAAACACUCGAAGACCUUGAUUUAGAGUACAACUACAGUUUUGAACAAGAACGACAAGUGUAAUUUCCUACUUAUUUUGUGAGUUGUAAGUUAGACACAAUUUUUAAAACUUAAAAUGUAUUAAUUUAUAAUAUGUAUAUUUUUAUACAUACGUACAUUGUAUAUAACCCUUAAUUUUUUCAUCUUAUCCUAUGUUAGAUUAUAUUUAAUUUUACAACUAAAAACUAUUAAUUAUUAUUUUUAUUUGAAUUAAAAAUAAUCUUUUUAAAUUUGUUAGCAGUAUGAUGAUUAUUUUUAUGAUCAACUGUUUUACUAUCAUACUCAUAAGUUUAGGUUAAAAUUACUUUUAUACUAAUUUAUUAGUUAUUACCAAUCGUAUAUUUAAAAAUAGUUUAGGUAUUUCAGAUCAAACAUAUCAUGACAGUUUAGUACUAUAAUAACUGUAAGCAGUGAAAUCUCAAUAAGUUGAACAAAAUUACUUUAACAUCACUAUGUAUAUGUAUAUAUUAUUUAAAUGUUAUCUCUUAUUAUAAUCGAUCUUUGACAUUUCACUGCAUUUUUAAAUACUCAUAAUUAUACUUAUAUUACAAUGUUACCUAAUAGAUAUUUUUGCCAUUAUAAAAACAAAACUAUUAAAGUAAUACCACGUGUAAAUGUUUUUUAAUAAAUGCCAUAAAAGUUAUGAAAGCUGAAAAAAUCUUUCUAUUUUAAGAAAAAUGUUUUUUGACUGUUAGUAAUUAUUAACAACAUUAGUAUUUUAUUUGUGAGUGUUAAUUUGAUUAAAAUUAAAAAUAAAUAUCAGAGCAUUCUUACACAUGAUUUAGCAUCAAUUGCUUAACAAACCAUAUGUAGAAUAAUUUGUUCAACUUAUUCAUAGUUAAUUUGCAUUAUUAUUACGAAAUGAGAACUAUUAGCUAAUUACAAUUUUUAUUUGUUGUAUUAAUUUAUUAUAAUCUAAAUAUUAGAUUUAGUGGUGAAAAAAUCCUAUUUUUUAGCCAACAACUUUUUUUAUUUUUCCCACCAAACCACCCACCUCUUCUAUAAAACUAUUAAUAUAUUUCAUAUAUAAGGAUAAAAUUAUGUAAUUUUUAAUUGUUAGUACUCAAAAGCAUUUAGAAAAAAAAUGUUUUAUGUCACUGUAAGCCACCUAAUACGCAUGAAUUAUGAAUUUUAUGAUUUUGCAUUUAGUUUUAUUUAUUUAAUUUUAAUUUUUAGUACUUAAACAAUGAUUCUGAUAGUGACAAAAUAUUGAAUAAUUUGUCAAUAAAAGUAAAACAGUGUGUUCAGUGGUUCAUAAUAAACAAAAUAGUCAUGCUGUAUUUAUAUUUCAAAUAAUUGGUGC